UAAAACUAUUUUCAGAGACAAGGAGUUGACCAAGGUUAUAAAAUGUGUGUGCAAGCUGCUUCCUGUCCAGUAAAUUUGCUACCCAAUAAACCUCUAAUAGAUGGGAUUGGUGCUGUUUUUCAGUCCCACACUGCUAAGGAAGUGGGAUUUAUGGGAGUAAGAAGCAUUAAAUAGUGCUUAAACCAUGACUGUGGUAAAUGUUAACUGGUUCUGUAUAAGACUUGCUUUUCCAGAGGAACAUUUCCUUUUUCUUCCUUCAGUGUGUCCCCACCUCUUUAAGUGUCAAACCUUUAAGAAAUAAAUGGUGUUGUAACUCUUACAUGUGGAAACUCAAAUCAGACUAGCCGAUUAGAAGCAAGAUGAGGAAAUAGUGAGAGGGGAGAGAGCCAUAGUAAAUUCUUUUCUUGGCUGAAUUUAUAGCCAAGUGUCUGAUACACAUUCAGUCUGAACAGAUGUAUGCAAUGCUUUUUGUUUCUAAAACUGAUGACUUCAGUGAUUGAGCACAUGUUGACUAUUUAAUUUUGUCUCUCUUAAGCAACUGUUCUGUAGUGAGUCAGAGAAUGUUUGUAUUCCUUGUGUGUGUAGGACUUUAUUUUACCUAAAUUAACUCUGAUUUCACAUUUUUGUGUUCUGUUGAUCAUGUGGAAGCUAGUUCAUUUGUUCAAGUGCUGUAAGCAUCCUUUGUUUUCCACAGCCUACUUACCAUAUUAUCUUUUUACAUGCACUAAAAUGAUGAUUUAUGUCUGUAAGAGUAUUUUUAUCUUAACACUCUAAUUCCAAAGUAUUGCUCACAAGCCUUUUCCAUGGGGAAAAACAAAAAAGGUACUAAAAAUAAAUAUAAAGCCAGAUGGCAGGUAUUUAGAUGUCAGUUGGAGAGAGGAGUGGGAAUGGUAUGUGAGUUUGGUAGUCAAGGACUCUUUCAUGGUAUGUCCUAAUGCAUGGGUUUGUAGGUUGAUUGUUCAAGUGAUCUUUGUUCCUUUCUCAGCCAUAAUCACUAAGCCUCUCCUGUUGGUGCUGCAGCAACUCCUUUUGGAAGGGAGCAAUAACAUUGCUACAUCAUAGACAGACACAUAGUUAUUUCUAGUAAUCAGCUUGAUCCAGUGGAGAUCAAGUGUUAAAAUGAAAUCUAUUGGAUAUUCAUGGAUUUAAUAAUUAACAGAACACAUGUAUUAUUUGAUCCAAUAGAAUGUUAGUGUCAAAACUUCCUAAUGGUUCACUAAACUACCUAGGACAGUAUGAAAAUACUGUAACAGGAAUCAAAAUACUGAUUUGCUCAAGAGACUUAUUCAAUUCCAAUAUUGUGUAACAUAAUACUCUAUCUAAAGAUAAGUAAUUAUAUAAUUGUCUUGGGACUUUGAGCACUGACCUACUCGAGAGAUAUUAAUGCUCCUUUGAGAAAAAUAAUUCAUUUCAUUAAUGCCCUAAGUCCUAUGCAUUUGAUUACAGCUUUUUCCCUAAUGCACAAAAUGUUUUUAUUUAAAUAUAUUGAUGUUUUUGUUUCAUGCCUUGUGCUACAUUACUGACUUUUACUAAAACAAAUGCAUGUUUCUAGUCUUUGGUAGAUUUUGCAAGAGGGGAUUUCUGAAAUUGAGUUGUUGAGGCCCAAUGGUUGGCAUGGUGCCAAAAGGCUAAUACUAGCUUCAGAAUCCCAAAUAUAAGCAGUGCUAAUAAUUUGUGUUGAAUAAGUAAAGAACAGAGUUUGCAAGGACCUCCCCGCUGCUCUCAUUCCUCUCAUUCGUUUUCCAUGAUGGAGAGUCAGAGGGUGCUAAAUGCUGCCGAGACUGAUGUCCCUGGCUGUGGCUCUGUCAGUGUUAGGGCGUGUGUGUGUUACAACAUGCUGCUUCAGCAACUUAAAUGUUCUCUCUGUGGUCCAAUCCUGCAAACAUGGUUCUAUUUACAGAGCUGUAAGCACACAUUGCAGAACUGCUCACAUGUUUAUGAUGAUAAAAAAUAGGCUGUGGUCAUUUACUCUGAAAAUUCUUUAGGCUGUUAAUUGUUGUUUCAAGUCACUACAGAGUGAUAAGCAUAUGAGUCUGUUCAACGAAGGCCCAUGUGUACGUACCUUGAAAAGUGAGAGAAAGGGGUUGGUGUUUAAAGAGUAUCACACGUCUAGAAUAUAAGAUGUGCCUCUCAGAAGCAAAGACAAAGUAUCUUUAUGAAGCCCUCACUUUUGAAAUAUUUUCUGCACGCAGACUGGGUGCAUUUGUAUUAUAAAGGGCUUCACUAUUCACUGGGUGGCAUAAAGAAUUUGUUGUCUAGUCUCUCUUCACUUCUUCAAGUUUCUGGAGUAGCAGGUUGGAUGAGAUGCUUUUUUUCAAAGAAAACAUUUAAAAUUAUAUGUUUUCAGUGAAAGCCUGGAACAAACUAGAUUGACACCUUCUACUCAUAAGAGCAGCAUUAAAUGAAGUCAUUAUCUAAAAAUGCAGCCACAGAAUGUAGGUGGUAAGCAAUAUCUGUUGUUCAAGCCUGUGGUUAGAAAAUUUACAAAUACAGAACUGUAGCAGUUUUGUUAACGUGAUGAAUUUUAUGCUGCCUUGUUAUGUGGUCAUUUAGAAUAUGUGUAUUUAUUGUAAAUAUGUUUCUUGUCUAAAGCUGAAGAGCACAACAGCUUAAUUCCAGUCAUAAGUUGUAGUUGACAGAAUAAUAGCCAGAAACCUCAAGAUCAUUUCUCAUUUUUCUUUUUCCAAAUCUGCCUGCUGAAUUUUCUGUCUCUGGCAUGAUUUUAUUGCAGAUAUCUUCAGAAAAUCAUUGACUGGUUAUUUCUGUAAGUUGCACACUUCACAAUUACUUGGUUGACAGUCUGUAGGGAGAAAAUUCUGUAAACAUAGAGAGCAGCUUCUUGAAGUGGACUGUGCUUUAUUUUCAGGACUUCCUGAAGGUUCAUUUAUAAUGUUCUUGAACACUGAAAACGGAAGAAGCAAAAAGAAAUUGGAAGUUGUACAGCCUUCAAAGCAAGAGAUUAAAGGAAGAGGAGGACGAAAUUGUUUUUUUAAUUGAGAGCUGCAUCCUUCCAGAGGCCUGUGACACAACCCUACCACUCCUCAGAGUUUCUGUGUGGUGCAAGGCAAGUCUGAAAAUUUUCCUUUUGCCAUUGACUUCAUUAAAAAAAGAACUGGAUACAUAUGCUGAAUUUAAUUUGUGAAAGGUGGAGUAAGAGCCUGGGCACCUGACUCUGGCAUCAGUGCUGAGUGCCUGAAACUGGAUGGUGCUACAGCUUCAGCUUAGGAAGUAAUGCAACAACUUUUCCUAUGAAGAGGGAGUUCAGCAAUGGAAGAUUUUGAAGGAGAAAGGCCUAUAUGAGGAUGUGGAUUUAACUGAUAUGAUAUACAAAAUCCCUCUCUUCAUGAGGAAAGGAGCCCUCUCGUGGUAAUGUUAGAGGAAUAGCAAUUGGAUACAACCUGCUGCACUCUGCUACUCUGUGAGACAAACAUCAGUAAAGUCAAGCAGCAAGAAGAGAAGGGCUCUUCAUGAGAAAAUGACAGCAAGAGAACACAGCCCCCGCCAUGGUGCCAAGUCCCGCACUGUGCAGAGGGCCUCCACCAUUGAUGUCACCUCUGACAUGGUUGGCCUUUCUCUAACAGGAAACAUUCAGGAUCCAGAUGAGCCAAUUUUAGAGUUCAGUUUAGCUUGCAGUGAGCUGCUAACUCCAUCGCUAGAUCGAAAACCAAAUAGUUUUGUAGCAGUGAGUGUAACUACGCCUCCCCAGGCAUUCUGGACGAAGCAUGCACAGACAGAAAUUAUUGAGGGAACGAGUAAUCCUAUCUUUCUAAGCAGCAUUGCCUUUUUCCAAGACUCUCUUAUCAAUCAAAUGACACAAAUCAAACUCUCCGUGUAUGACGUCAAAGAUAGAUCUCAGGGAACAAUGUAUUUGUUGGGUUCUGGGACGUUCACUGUAAAGGAUCUUCUUCAGGAGAAGUACCACAGGUUGCACAUAACACUAAGGUCCUCCUCCAAAAAAAUCUCAACGCAGAGUAUUUGUUGCAGGUCGGCUGAAAGUGACCGUGUUGGUAACAUCACAGUUAUUGGAUGGCAGAUGGAGGAAAAAUCUGACCAAAGGCCUCCAGUGACAAGGUCACCUGAUACAAUUAAUGGAAGGACUGUGUUGCCAGUUGAUGAAAGUUUAACAGAAUCCUUAGGAAUCAGAUCCAAAUAUGCUUCAUUGCGGAAGGAUGCACUACUGAAAUCUGUGUUUGGUGGUGCCAUUUGCCGAAUGUAUCGUUUCCCAACCACCGAUGGAAACCACUUGAGAAUCUUGGAGCAGAUGGCAGAGAGCAUCCUGUCACUGCACAUCCCUAGACAAUUUGUGAAGCUGCUUCUAGAGGAAGAUGCAGCAAGGGUUUGUGAACUAGAAGAAUUGGGAGAACUGUCUCCUUGUUGGGAAAGCCUUCGUCGACAAAUAGUUACACAGUACCAAACAAUUAUUUUAACUUACCAGGAAAAUCUGACUGACCUGCACCAGUAUAAAGGUCCUUCAUUUAAAGCCAGUAGCUUGAAAGCUGAUAAGAAACUGGAGUUUGUUCCGACAAAUUUACAUAUACAGAGGAUGAGAGUCCAGGAUGAUGGAGGAUCAGAUCAGAACUACGACAUAGUCACCAUAGGAGCACCAGCAGCUCAUUGUCAAGGCUUUAAAUCAGGUGGCUUGAGGAAAAAACUGCAUAAAUUUGAAGAGGCAAAGAAACACAGUUAUGAGGAGUGUUGCACUUCAACAGGUUCCCAGUCUAUAAUAUACAUCCCACAGGACAUCGUUAGAGCAAAGGAAAUUAUUGCACAAAUCAACACCCUGAAAACACAAGUCAGUUACUAUGCAGAAAGGCUCUCAAGAGCUGCCAAGGAUAGAUCAGCUAAUGGCCUUGAAAGAACACUUGCCAUCCUAGCAGAUAAGACCCGGCAACUUGUCACAGUUUGUGACUGCAAACUCUUGGCAAAUUCAAUACAUGGACUGAAUGCUGCAAGGCCAGACUAUAUAGCUUCAAAAGCAUCUCCAACCUCUGGAGAAGGGGAACAAGUGAUGCUAAGGAAUGAUCAGGAUACACUUGUGGCCAGAUGGACAGGAAGAAAUAGCCGAUCAUCUCUGCAGGUGGACUGGCACGAAGAGGAAUGGGAGAAAGUUUGGUUGAAUGUUGACAAAAGUCUGGAGUGUAUCAUACAGCGAGUGGACAAACUCCUCCAGAAGGAGCGCCUGCAGAGUGACAGCUGUGAGGACGUUUUCCAGUGUGAUGUCAGCAGUACCAGUAAGAAAGGUAAUCGGGACAGUCGUGCCUACUGGAUAAAUCCAGAAGAUUUAAAUGAGACCUCAUCAUCCUCACCACCUUCAUCAUCCUCACCACCAUCUUCAUCCACAUCAUCCUGUGCAUGCCAUUCUCUCAAGACAAAUUGCAGCCCUACUCCGGAAGAAUCUGCCCCAGGUGAAUGGAGUGAAGCUCUUUAUCCCUUGCUGACCACACUCACUGACUGUGUAGCCAUGAUGAGCGACAAGGCCAAGAAAGCCAUGGUGUUUUUGUUAAUGCAGGACAGUGCCCCGACAAUAGGGCUCUGCCUGAGCCUUCAGUAUCGCAGGGAUGUUGUCUUCUGCCAGACUCUGACAGCUCUCAUUUGUGGAUUCAUUAUCAAGCUGAGGAACUGCCUGCAUGAUGAUGGAUUUCUAAGACAACUCUACACCAUUGGCUUGCUGGCACAGUUUGAGAGCCUGCUGAGCACUUAUGGUGAGGAGCUGGCAAUGCUGGAGGACAUGAGUUUGGGAAUCAUGGACUUGAGGAAUGUAACCUUUAAAGUAACUCAGGCUACAUCAAAUACAUCUACUGACAUGCUGCCAGUCAUCACUGGAAAUCGUGAUGGAUUUAACGUGAGGAUCCCUCUGCCAAGCGCCUUGUUUGAUUUGCUGCCGCGUGAGAUUCAAAGUGGAAUGUUGCUGAGGGUUCAGCCUGUUCUUUUCAACGUGGGAAUCAAUGAGCAGCAAACCCUAGCAGAGAAGUUUGGAGACACCUCACUGCAAGAAAUAAUUAACAUGGAAAGCUUAGUGAGGUUGAAUUCAUAUUUUGAGCAGUUCAAGGAAGUUUUGCCUGAUGAUUGUCUACCUCGAUCUCGUAGUCAGACGUGCCUGCCUGAACUGUUAAGAUUUCUGGGACAAAAUGUUCAUGCAAGGAAAAACAAGAAUGUUGAUAUCCUUUGGCAAGCUGCUGAGAUAUGCCGCAGACUCAACGGCGUUCGGUUCACGAGCUGUAAGAGUGCCAAGGAUAGGACUGCCAUGUCCAUCACCUUGGAGCAGUGUUUGAUCCUACAGCAUGAGCAUGGAAUGGCCCCACAGGUCUUCACUCAGGCUCUGGAGUGUAUGAGGAGUGAGGGUUGUCGCCGAGAAAAUACAAUGAAGAAUGUUGGAUGUCGCAAGUAUGCAUUUAAUUCCCUGCAACUGAAGGCUUUCCCAAAGUAUUACAGGCCUCCAGAAGGAACUUAUGGAAAAGUUGAAACAUAAGCAUACUAUGUCCUUUAAUUGCUGUUCCAUUAAAACAUGUGGAUACACUCUAGAUUAACACAUGAUUUUGUCAUCCAGAAGAGAUAAAUAACCUUUUUGUAUGUUUCGUUAGGUCAUACAGAGCAUGUUACUGAAUUGGAAUCUAUAGUAACAAUUCUUCUGACACCUUAGCUUGAGAAUAGUGUGAUGACUCUCUGCCCGUUUCAAUAGCCUUCAGUGUAUGUAAGAUGAGCAGAUACUGUGCUACUUAAUAAUUACCUAUAUGCAAAUAGCUAGGUACCUCCUGGAUGGGCAAGGACUCUAGGAACGGCAUUUAGGCAGCUGAUUCCAUAACAUCUUUUUAUACUGAGUUGAUUUCAGAUUGAGCUUUUCCUAAACUUUUUAAAACUGAGAGUAAAACUCAAAAGUUGUAAAUAAAAAGGAUCCUAGGCAGUUUAGUAACUGUAGAACGCAUUGUUACAAUCAAUAAAAGGGGGUUUGAUUAAAAAAAAAAAAAAUCAGCACAAUAAGAGCCAGGAGAAAGAAUUGUUUUACUGUAUAUAGGAUGCCACCUUCAUGUAUGAAAUUAACAAUAUAUAAAAGGCCAGACAUGUGAGGUCUGGUUUAUAAUUCUGUUCAAAUAAAACAAAUUCCUGUCAUCUUUGGCAGAUAAGGCCUUGGGCACACAACUGAUUUUUAAAGGUAUUUCAGAAACAUCAUGAUGCUUAACUAUUAAUGCCAGCAACAGUUCCCCAUGCCCUUCCCCACUCUAAGGCAAGUGCAACAAGCAAAUUGCUGAUGUUGCACAUGACAUGUUCAGUAUCUUCCAUGGUGUUGUACAUUAAUUAACACAUUUUUACCCAUGGUUUUUUUAUAUCACUUCUGGAUUGUAAGCCUCAGUAUCUUGGGGCGUUACGUUAUUUUUGUCAGCGUACGAUUUUUCUGCAUUGGUUUUGUAUGUCAUUACCAAAAUGCUCAAAGUGCCCAAUGCAUCCCCUUUGCUCCAAAAUCAAAAUUGGGUUCUGUUUACGUUUGUGUUUCACCUGUUGAGAGUCCUGGUGGGGGAAAGUGUGGCCGGUGUCAGGGUAUUUCUGAGGAAGGUAGCAAUGCCCUGUGUUGAUAGAGAGGAACUGCUCAGUGCUACUGCUCGUGCCUGAGAACCACAGGUGGGUUCUAGCUUAUAACAAAGGUGGUCAGUUGGAUAGCAUUUGAUAAAAAAUGUUCAACAGAUCUCCUCUGAAAUAAUCUCCCAAAGAAUGCCUUUGAAGCAAAGGCAUUUUAAAAAGCAGCUAAAUGUUCAUUUCCAAAUUUUAACAGGAUCCAGUAAUCUCUAGCUAGUUUCAUUCAGCACACUGUCCUUUCCUUCUUAGUUCCUAAAAAUCUGAGUUUUAGAAUAGAAAAAAUCUGCCCAUUUUUUCUUGGGGGAGUAGCAACAGCCAGGUAAGUAUAUGGCUGUUUUCUGAUUUCUUUCUCCCUCUCACUGAUGUUUGUCUGUGCUGUCACUGCUCUAUCAAUCAGCCAUGUUCAUUCUGCUCCCAUGUAGGUUUGGGGGUUACAGGUCCAGCAGUUUUUGCAUUUUGCUUGUUGCAGUUUAACACUGAGCAGCAUGUCACAAAGCCAGGUCAGAGAGUUCUGCUGAACUAGGCUGUUACCAUUAUUUUAGACUCUUUAGGAUAACAAAACAUGGAAUUCUGUGCAAAAGCAAUGUAUUGUAGUACCUACCCCGGGUCUGAACAAGUCAUCUACAGUAGAACAGUCCCUCGGAAAUGUUGCAAACCCUGUUUGCCAAUUAAUAAAUGUUGAUUUUGUUCUAUUUUUUGCUAAUAAGUAAAGAAAUAUAUGAUGAAAAAUUUUUCAAUGGGAUCUCUUUAGACAUGCUACUCCAUUAGUUCUGCUCAGCCUUCAGUCCCUAGCCCAUUAUUAAAUGCUACUUUAUUUUUGUAUAAACUAUGCUCUUUAUAUCCCUUUGUUUUUAUGAGUUGAUAAUUUUAUUUUGUCUAUUUCAAACGUGGUUUAUUUUAAGUCCUGUAUUGUUACACUAAAAAUCUCCCAAUGUUCGGCUUCGGAAGGAAAGCUAACAAAUGUCUAUUGUAACAAUUAGCAGUGCCGCUCUCUUAGAUGGUGGCCAACAAUCAUUAGACCUGCUAUAGAGCUUAGCAAUCCUUUAUUUAUUUUGUAUGGCAAUGUAAUCAGAAAAAGUUGCUGAAUUUUGUCUGCACGUGGGGGAGCCGCAGCCCCAGGUGCCGCGGGGCUGUGCCGGGUGCUGAGCUGCCAGCGCGGUGUCCCUGGACAUGGCACUGCCAGGAUAGCCAUGGCACUGCCAGGAUGGACAUGGCACUGCUGAGAUGGAAUUGGCACUGCCAGGAUAGCCAUGGCACUGCCAGGAUGGACAUGGCACUGCCAGGAUGGACAUGGCACUGCCAGGAUGGACAUGGCACUGCUGGGACGGGCACAGCUCUGCCGAGCUGGGCACUGCUGGGAUGGGCACGGCUCUGCCAGGCUGGGCAUGGCUCUGCCAGGCUGGACAUGGCACUGCUGGGAUGGACAUGGCACUGCCAGGAUGGACAUGGCACUGCUGGGAUGGACAUGGCACUGCCAGGAUGGGCACAGCUAAGGCUCAUCCCAAGGGCAGUGCCGACAGCGAGGGCUCGAGCGGUGCCUCCAGAGAAAACUGUGACACGUGAAGUCCACAUGGGACCCUCACAAGGGGGAAGGGAGCUUUUCUGUUGCACAAGAGAGGCAAAUCUAAGGAUUACUGUAAAAUGAAGUUCUGUCUAAUGUUCCUUUUUUGAGUACAUUUUUUAAAUUAUAAAACAUACAAAGGUAAAAGAAGAAAACUGUUGCCAAGUAUGUUCUGUGUAUGUUCUGUGAAAGUACCUACAGCACAGUUGCCUUUUUUUCAUUUAUAUGUGUAAAAUUAUUGUAUUAUAUGACACAGUUUUGUCCCAACACGACUGUAUUUGCUAUGCUUUGUGCAUUGAAAUAUUUUUAUUUAUUUGGUUUUGGGCAGUAUUAAUAUAUCAUAAACAUAUGGCUACUGUUUUAUAUAUUCUAGUUCAUCCAAUCCAUGUAUGCUGUAAAUGUGCUAGUCUUUAGGAUGAAAACCAAUAAAGAACUGACAAGAAUAACAA
This is a messenger RNA of Agelaius phoeniceus (red-winged blackbird), 9579 nucleotides long. NCBI's taxonomy places the organism in Eukaryota, Metazoa, Chordata, Aves, Passeriformes, Icteridae. The record is from RefSeq and is a predicted model, not a curated record.